Molecule: messenger RNA, 393 nt
Organism: Physeter macrocephalus (sperm whale)
Lineage: Eukaryota; Metazoa; Chordata; Mammalia; Artiodactyla; Physeteridae
Gene: PRELID2
Product: PRELI domain containing 2
Exons: 5
Coding region: 10-393 (127 amino acids)
Biological process (GO): phospholipid transport
Cellular component (GO): mitochondrial intermembrane space
Molecular function (GO): phosphatidic acid transfer activity
Source: RefSeq, a predicted model, not a curated record
AAAAAACCCAUGCCUCUUCGGCUACCCUGGCGUGGACGCCUGCGGCCCGGCGCAUACAGAGCUCCAGCAGCAGUGUGCUCGCGGAGGCGGGGCAGGCGCGCCGGAAUGGGGGUCACCGUGGACGUGCACGAGGUGUUCAAGUACCCCUUCGAGCAGGUGGUCGCCAGCUUCCUCCGAAAGUAUCCAAACCCCAUGGAUAAAAAUGUCAUCUCUGUAAAAAUUGUGGAGGAAAAAAAAGAUGUGUCCACAGGGAUCAUCUAUAGAAAGAGGAUUGCAGUCUGUCAAAAUGUGGUUCCAGAAAUUUUAAGGAAGGUGAAUAUUUUAAAGAUACCUAAUGUCCAGUUAGAAGAGGAAUCAUGGUUCAAUCCUCAGGAAAGGAACAUGAGGCAGUGA